AUGUCCUUAUCGGGACCCUUUCGCAUCAUCGAGCAUGUGGUUCCAUGCCAGCACAUUCGGGAUUAUCCUGGUGCUACGGCAAACGAACAAGAGGAUAUCCUGAAUUUGGCUGUGAGACAAUACAUCCCCUUGGAUAAUCCUCAUCCCCAGCCGGGGGAUGUCACUAUACUUGCGGCGCACGCGAAUGGCUUUCCGAAGGAGCUUUACGAACCCUUAUGGGAAGAAAUACAUGCUCAGUCAAAAGCGAAUGGGUUCCGGAUUCGGAGCAUUUGGAUGGCAGAUGUUGCGCACCAGGGACACAGCAGUGUGGUGAACGAAGACCUACUGGGAAAUGAUCCCAGCUGGUUUGACCAUCCGCGUGACCUCCUCCAACUUGUCAAUGUAAAGCGGAAAGAGAUGCCGCGCCCUAUCAUUGGUGUCGGACAUAGUAUGGGCGGUGCACACCUUGUCCAAUUGGCUAGUAUACACCCACGCCUAAUUCACAGUCUUAUCCUGCUCGACCCCGUCAUCCAACGACAAACAACCCAACUAGAUCCCGCCGACCUCGGGAAGCAGAAACUCGCUAUCGCCAAAACCACCCAACUCUCCACAUAUAGGCGCGACAAGUGGCCAUCCCGGAAGGCUGCCGCAGAAUCGUUCAAGAGAAACCCAUUCUAUCAAGCCUGGGACCCUCGCGUGCUAGAACGUUGGAUCCAAUACGGCCUCCGAGACCUUCCCACAUCUAUCUACCCCCUCAACGACCAAUCUCCCUCGAAUUCUUCAGAGGAAGACACAAACACUGAACAUCCUGUCACCCUGCGCACAACGCUUCACCAGGAAGUAUUCACCUUCUCACGACCCAACUACGACGGACCACCUGGGUUUGCCGUCCCUGUGAACAAAGUAACACACCCGGACCUCGACCCAGACAUUGUAGGAUCCUGGCCUUUCUAUCGGCCGGAGCCGUACCGAGUAUUCACCCAACUCCCGCACCUCCGUCCAAGCGUACUAUACAUCUUCGGUGGCCAGUCAGACAUGUCCUCGCCGACUAUGAUGGCGGAUAAAUUAAGUCAUACAGGAACCGGUCUCGGCGGGAGUGGCGGUGUACUGGCAGGGCGUGUCCAGGACGUGGUACUAAAGGAGAACGGGCACCUCGUUGCGCAGGAAGCGCCGGUUCAAUGUGCCGAGGAAACUAGCAAGUGGCUAGGGCCGGAACUGCAACGGUGGAAGGAAGAAGAGAAGUUAUUCAGGGACCAGUGGAACCGCAAAUCAAGGGUGGAGAAAAUGACGAUAGAUCCUCGCUGGAAGGAGCAUGUACCGGCUCCUGUGCGGCCCAAGAAGGACGCUUCGAAGUCGAAGCUGUGA
Molecule: messenger RNA, 1344 nt
Organism: Aspergillus puulaauensis
Lineage: Eukaryota; Fungi; Ascomycota; Eurotiomycetes; Eurotiales; Aspergillaceae
Product: putative toxin biosynthesis protein
Exons: 4
Coding region: 1-1344 (447 amino acids)
Source: RefSeq, a predicted model, not a curated record